Molecule: messenger RNA, 1659 nt
Organism: Penicillium salamii
Lineage: Eukaryota; Fungi; Ascomycota; Eurotiomycetes; Eurotiales; Aspergillaceae
Source: the annotation of a GenBank genome assembly
AUGGAAAGUGGUGCUCGAGACCCAGAGCACAAUGAAGAGAUUACUACGCGCGAAGAUGAGCAGGGGAGCUACCCCAAAGGCGGCCCAAUAGGCGAAGAGAGUGCAAAGACUCAAGCAGUCAUCUCAGAGCUAGACAACAAGAAACGAGGUCUCAAACAGCGACAUAUUCAAAUGAUAGCCCUGGCCGGAACAAUCGGCACUGGUCUCUUCCUUGCGACAGGAAAGUCGUUAGCAAGGGGUGGACCACUCAGUAUGCUAAUAGCAUAUCUCCUUGUGGGAGUGCUCAUCUGCUUUGUGGUUUUUUCUGUGGCUGAGAUGAGUGCUUUGGCGCCGCUUUCAGGCGGAAUUAUACGACAUGCCGAGUGGUUCGUGGACCCUGCGCUGGCGUUUGCUCAGGGUUGGAACAGUGUCUAUGCGAACGCUAUCCUAUUACCUGCGGAGAUGGUCGCAUGUGCUGUGAUCAUAGACUUUUGGUCUGAUAUCAACCAUGCCGUAUGGAUCAGUGUUUUGGGCGGACUUUUGAUCCUCACCAAUAUGCUGCUGGUCAGUAUCUAUGGUGAAUUGGAGUUCAUUUUCGCCAUGAUGAAGAUUGCAUUGAUCAUUGGCGUUAACAUUAUGAGCAUUUGCAUAACAUCUGGGGCUGGCCCACGAGGCUACCCUAUGGGGUUCCGAUUCUGGGGAGACCCCGGUCCAUUCGUCCAAUUCCUUGGAAUACCCGGCUCAUGGGGUCAAUUCCUUGGAUUUUGGCGUGUCCUGAGCAGUGCAGCCUAUGCAUUUUCCAAUGUGGAGAAUAUAUCCGUCGCAGCCGCUGAGACGCAAAACCCACGCUACAAUAUCCCCAAAGCUGCCAAAAGGGUAUUUUGGAGGAUUAUGAUAUUCUACAUCAUCACCAUCUUCAUGAUGGGCCUGGUCGUAGCAUCAAAUGACCCAGGACUGUUGUCAGAUUCUGGAGAUGCAGGAGCGUCACCCUUUGCAAUUGCAGCUACCAACGUCGGAAUCAAAGCGGUCCCAUCGAUUAUCAAUGCCGUGGUUGUGACAAGCGCUUGGAGCGCUGGAAACUCGGCAAUGCUGGUUGGAACUAGGACACUAUAUGGUCUCGCCCAAGAGGGCCAUGCACCUAGAGUACUGACUCGCCUCAAUCGAUUCGAAGUUCCUUGGCUUUCAGUUGCCGCCGUGGGAUCCUUCCUCGCCCUGGGCUAUAUGACCCUCUCCUCGGCAGCUUCACUUGUGUUUGACUGGCUUCAGGAAUUAGUUUCUGCGGCCUCCCUGGUACACUGGAUCAACAUCGAGAUCAUCUAUCUCCGCUUCUACUAUGGAUGUAAGAAGCAAAAUAUUGACCGCAAUGAGCUACCUUGGAAAAGCCCAUUCCAACCAUAUGCAGCCUGGAUUGCUUUGAUUGGGUUUGGGAUUAUUCUGCUCACUGGUGGAUUCUAUGUUUUUAUAGACGGAAACUGGAGUCCCGAAACCUUUGUUUCGUCCUAUUUCAACAUUCCGCUGAUAUUUGCUUUAUACUUUGGCUACAAGCUGUGGCGAAAGACCCGACUUAUUCCGCUAGAUGAGAUUCCAAUUCGCGGGUUCAUGCAGCUUGCAAAUGAGAGCCCAGAGAGUCUACCACCUCCGACUACUGGGUGGAGAAAGUUGAACAUCCUUUGGGGUUGA